Phaeoacremonium minimum UCRPA7 is the source of this 609-nucleotide messenger RNA. RefSeq names its product putative cfem domain-containing protein. NCBI's taxonomy places the organism in Eukaryota, Fungi, Ascomycota, Sordariomycetes, Togniniales, Togniniaceae. The record is from RefSeq and is a predicted model, not a curated record. The coding region runs from base 1 to 609 and encodes 202 amino acids. The transcript has 2 exons.
AUGAAGUACUCUGCUCUCAUCGCCGCCGCCGUCGCCACUCUGGCUUCUGCUCAGUGCGUCUCCGACAUCCCCAGCUGCGCCCAGAGCUGCAUUGAGGACGCUGCUUCCUCUGCCACCAGCUGCGGUGCCACCGACUUUGAGUGCCAGUGCACGACCGCCAACCAGGCUGCUAUCCAGGGCGCGGCUACCUCUUGCGUCAUCUCCGCUUGUGGUGCUGACGUCGCCGUCAACGACGUUCUCCCUGCCAGCUCCAAGUUCUGCUCAGCCAUCAACGCCGGCGAGACCUGCUCCGAGGGUGGCAGCUCUUCCUCCGCUGCUGCCUCUUCAUCAGCUGCUGCUUCCACCUCAGCCGCCGCCUCCAGCUCCGCUGCUGCUGAGACGACGGCUAGCGAGACCAGCGCCAGUGCCAGCGAGACCGAGGCCUCUUCCACCCUGGUUGUCAGCACCACUGUGAGCAGCGCCGUCGAGACCACUGCUGCCCCUUCAACUACCGCUGCGGGCACCACCGCCGCGUCGACAUCUGCUACUGCUGUUACCACCGCCGGCGCUGCCAUUGCUGGCUCCAUGGGCACUCUGGGCAUGCUCGUCCUCGGUGCCCUGGCUCUGUAA